AUGGACAGAAUACUGGAAGGCUAUGCCAGCCCUGCACCACCAGGAGAUUCAGAGAGGAGCACAGCUGGAGGACAGGACCCAGGACUAACUGUGUUGGGGAAAACACAUGAGUUAUUUCAGAUUUGUGAUCUGGAAGGCAAAGGAUUCAUCACUUGUCAAGAUAUGCAGGUAAAACCAAAUUGUCUGUGUGAAAUGCACAAAGCUCCUAAUUCUCUUAAUGAGUUGAGACCGAUUAAUUUGGAAUUAAAAAUCGAAAUUAAUUUCAUCCUUACUGAGAAAGACUUUGCAGGUGGUUUUUGCCGCUUUCUUUUGGAGCAGAUUGCUUUGAACAAUGAGAUGAUGCAGCGGCCAGGAGGUGAAACGGCCUGCACAUUUACAUGUGAAGAGACCAUGAGUGAGGAUGAGGAUGAAGAAUUCCAGUUCUCAAAUCUGAUGAAUCAGCUUGGAGCUAAAAAGGUUUUAGAUGAUGAGAGUGAUGUGAAGCGACUUUGGCUGCAGCUGAGAAAAGAUGAACCUCAUUUACUUUCCAGUUUUGAGGAGCUCCUGGUCAGAAUUUUUUCUCAGCUCCAAGCAGCAGAGAAUGAGAAGAAUGAGUUGGAAUGCAUUCUAAAGAAGAGAAUUGCUGCUUAUGAUGAAGAAAUUCAACAUCUCUAUGAGGAAGUGGAACAGCAAAUCAAAAAGGAGAAGGAGCAGUUUCUGUUGAAAGAUGCAGAGAGGUUUCAGUCCUACAGUAAAGAGCUGGAGUGCAAGCUCCUGUCAAAAGAAGAAGAAAUGGAACAAUUGGUUCAAAACCAGAAAUGGUUAGAGCAGCAAUGUACAAACCUUCUCACUGGUAAAGAAGAAACCAAAGUAGAGAACACCAAACUGAAGCUGACUAACCAGGAACUGAUGAGAGACCUAGAGAGAACAUCUCACAAACUAAGCAUGGCUCAACAACAGUUACAGUUGCUUCAGAAGGAGGCAUCAAGACUAAAUGAGGAGAAGGAAAUGUAACUGUGCCUAGUGACAGAAACCUUACAGGCAGAGAAGCCUGGAGAUGAAGCAGGAGUGAAGCCGCUGAGCUUUUUACGGGAGAGGAACAAGCACCUCAAAGAUGAACAUGAUGGGUAUUUUGUAUUUCUGCAGAAAUGCAAAAUAGGUGUCCCAAAAGCCAGCUGGAAGCAAAGACCAGGGUCUGUCACUGGGAAAGACAAAGAGGGCAAUAUGCUAUCUAGCAGCCAUUCAUUUGAAGAUGAUGGUGUUUUCAAUAACUCAAGAAGAAGGAAUUCUGGUGGACUGAAUGGAAUUGUCUCUGUAGAGCUCGAUGCUGGAGCCAUUGGAGAAAUAUCUAAAGCAUCACAUCUGCAAAGAAUAAUAUCAAUUGAGGAAGAUCACCUGCCCCAGCUUCUUGACAGGCUGGUUGAUAAGCAGAUGAACAGAUGGACCAGAGAAGAUAAGAAUACAUCUGAGAUGGAAAUAGAUAAGCAAAACAUAGAACAAUCAAUGGAACACUCACCAUCAUCUUCUAGAGAGCAGUCUGUAAGGGUGUGACUGUCAAAUGAGGAGAGAAUACACUCUGUCCCAGACAGCUUAUUCAAGAUUAUUUUUGUGGGCAAUUCGAGUGUUGGAAAGACUUCAUUUUUAAGGCGAUUUUGUGCAGAUCCUUUUUUCCCAGGCACAGCUGCCACUGUAGGUGUGGAUUACAAUGUGAAAACCACCAGGGUAGAUAAUACCCAGGUAGUGCUGCAGCUCUGGGACACUGCUGGUCAGGAGCAGUAUGGAAGCAUUAGCAGGCAGAUUUUCAGAAAAGCUGAUGGUGUCGUCACUGUAACAGCCAAAGACACGCUCACAGCUCUCAGUCAGUGGCUGAUAAGCAUCAAGCAUGGGAUAAGGUACCUGGGUAAUAAAGCUGAUAACAAAAAGGAAGGCGAGGUCCCUAUGGGAACGGGAGAGCAUCUUGCCAAGCAUUACAAUUUGAUAUUCUGUGAAUGCAGUGCCUAUUCUGGAUACAAUACCAAAAAGCCUGUGCUUCACUUAGCUAGCUAAGAGAUUUUCACAGAAGAAGAGGAUGAGGUGAAAGAGGGAACCGUCGAACUUCAAUCUGAUAUGAAUAAAAAGUCCUGCUGUAGCAGGUCAUAA
Molecule: messenger RNA, 2118 nt
Organism: Dryobates pubescens (Downy woodpecker)
Lineage: Eukaryota; Metazoa; Chordata; Aves; Piciformes; Picidae
Gene: CRACR2A
Product: calcium release activated channel regulator 2A
Molecular function (GO): GTP binding; GTPase activity
Source: RefSeq, a predicted model, not a curated record